This is a messenger RNA of Aspergillus fischeri NRRL 181, 969 nucleotides long. RefSeq names its product Voldacs domain-containing protein. Lineage: Eukaryota; Fungi; Ascomycota; Eurotiomycetes; Eurotiales; Aspergillaceae. The coding region runs from base 1 to 969 and encodes 322 amino acids. The transcript is spliced from 2 exons. Gene Ontology annotation, cellular component: spliceosomal complex; cytosol. Gene Ontology annotation, biological process: mRNA cis splicing, via spliceosome. The record is from RefSeq and is a predicted model, not a curated record.
AUGGAGCCUCUUCGAUCAGCCCCUGAGGCAUCCUCAUUUGUUCUCCUGGCCGACCACCAAUCGCGCACGCCCGCGUCAUUCCACUCCGGCCCUCCAGUCCUCCACUACCACAGCAAGCAGUGCAAGCUGGUCAUCCUCGAACGCGACCUUCUCUCCACACCAGCCCUCAAUGCAAUCCGCGGCUCAGCCCCAACAGCAAACGGAUCUAGCGACCACACUACCACCGCUACCGCGAGCAACAAUGCCGCCGCCGACGGAGAAGAAGGACAAGAAAACGAGCUCGUCGUGGACGGUGUAGAUGUCUGGGUGACAUCCGAUAAAUUCCUCCUCUACACCCCCACCGUCGCCGCCGGCGUCUCAAUCCCCUACCCCUCCAUCUCCCUCCACGCCAUCCAGCGCCUGCGCCUCCCCGGAAACCCCGCCGAAGUCCAAGGCCUAUACAUGCAGAUCGCGACCCCCGCCGCCCCAGGGACGAACACCGAGGACGACGAGGAGGAAAGCAUCACGCUGACGAUCGUCCCGCCAACGGGUGCAGAGUACGCCGGCGGCGCGACCACCGCUCCCGCCGAGGACGCGAUGGACGACCAAGCCGAGAAGCCGGAGGAGACGCCUGUGCAGAUGAUGUAUGCGGCUGUAUCGGCGUGUUCGAAUCUCCACCCCGAUCCGAUGGAGGAGGAGGACGAGGAAGGAGACGGUGAGGGGGAUUCGCUCAUGCAGUCUGGUUUCGUGACGAUGGGGAGCGCGGAUGGGGGCCUGCCGCCGCCUAUGGAUGGUAGUUCUGGGUGGAUCACGGCGGAGAAUAUGCAUGAGUAUUUUGACGAGGAGGGGAAUUGGAUCGGUGGGGGUGAGGAGCCGUCGCUGCCGCUUGGGCCUGGGGCGGGGACUGUGAGGCAGCGCGAGGGUGAGGGUGCGGAGGGUGGUGAUGGGCAGGGCGAGGAUGAGGAGACGAAGUGGAGGAGGACGGAUUAG